CAUUAAAUUAGAAAUAACAACAAAGCAAGAAAACAUUAAAUUCACCCUUCCUUCCUUGGAAUUGGUUCAUUUUCAAUCCCUCUGUUUCUCAUUUCUUCGUUAAUAAUUGAAAAUAAUUAAUUAAAUACAAAAAAUAAAAUAGAAAUGGAAAGGAAUACGGAUUAUUCAUCAGGAAAAAACCAUUUUAAGGUAUACAAUGAGCUUGAAUUACAUGAAUACAAGGAUAAAUUCAGAAUCAGAUCACUUCACUUUCCAGAUUCAGGCUUUUAUAUCUCUCGUUCCGAUGGCACCUUCCACGGUGAGGUCAAUAUCGAACCCGGUGCCACAAAGGUUUAUACCAUAUAUGGAGUUGCUGGAACUAUUCGCUUACUUGCAGGAACAUACUUAUUGGUCAUAACUUCUCGCAAGGAGGUCGGGGCGUAUCUUGGUUAUCCUGUCUUUCGGGUUAUGUCUAUGAAGUUCUUAUCUUGUAAUGGAGAUUUAAGAAACCUAACUAAUCAGCAAAAAAAAGAUGAGGCUUACUUCCAGACAUUGUUGAGAGUCGUGGAGGAUACUCCUGGCUUGUACUAUUCCUACGAAACUGAUAUUACAUUAAACUUGCAGAGAAGAUAUAAGAUGGCUGAUGGGUGGAUGAGUAAACCAAUUUGGAAGCAGGCCGACCCACGGUUCGUUUGGAACAGGAGUAUCUUAGAGGAUCUAAUUGAAAAUAAGCUUGAUGAGUUCAUUGUACCCCUUUUACAAGGAAGCUUCCAGAUGGGUCAGCUAAAGUUGAACAAUUUAACAUCCACGAUUACAUUAAUUUCAAGGCGGUGCACAAGGCGUCUUGGUACUAGAAUGUGGAGACGUGGAGCUAAUCUAGAAGGGGAUGUGGCUAACUUCAUUGAAACGGAACAAUUGCUCGAGUAUGACGGAUUUAAGUCGUCAUUUUUGCAGGUUCGGGGAUCAAUUCCACUUCUGUGGGAACAAAUUGUUGAUUUGAGUUAUAAACCCCAUCUUGCUGUUAUCGAGCAUAAAGAUACGCCCAUGGUUGUGAAACGCCACUUUCGUGAUCUUUUGCAGAGAUACGGAGAUACUAUUGCUGUUGACUUAACUGAUAAGAGCGGCAACGAGGGCCAUUUAAACCUAGCUUUUGCCACCGAAAUGGAAAAGCUGCCAGAUGUUAGAUAUGUUUCAUUUGACUUCCAUCAUUGUUGUGGCAACUCUAAUUUUGAUGGUCUGAAACUUCUUUACGAUGAAAUAGCUGACGACUUCAAAAAACAGGGAUACUUCCUCCAAACCCCAGAAGGCGAGUUACUAGCAGAGCAGAAAGGAAUAGUUCGAUCCAACUGCAUUGAUUGCCUUGAUCGAACAAAUGUUACCCAGAGCUAUCUUGCACGAAUAUCUUUGAAUCAACAAUUGCAGCGGAUCUGUGCAUUGACAUCAUCAGAAAGCAUCUGUACAUUUACAGAGGAUGAAGAUCUUGAGAUAUUCAGGAAUUUGUGGGUAAAUCAAGGUGACGAGAUCAGCCGUGAGUAUUCUGGAACCAAUGCUUUGAAAGGGGACAUUGUCAGAUAUGGAAAACAAACUGUUUCUGGAUUAAUCAAAGAUGGGAUAAGUGCCCUUUCGAGAUAUUAUUUGAAUAAUUUUCAAGAUGGAGUUCGACAGGACGCUAUAGACCUCAUUUGUGGCAAUUAUAUUGUCAGUGGAAACAGUCCUUCCCCAUUCCAGCUUAACAAAUUUGAAUCACGCACUUUGUUUCCUGUGGCAUCAGCUUUAUUGAUAGGAGGGUUGACGGUAACAUCUAUCACUCUUAAUCGAGGACAAAAUGCCCAGAGUGUGAUAUCUUCGGUAAUAUGUGUGGGUGCAACUGCUGGAAUGAUGGCUCUAGUAAAAUCAAAUGGAAGACAAAUCUGUUCUAGGCCUCGCUUGUGUGGCCUUUUGUAAUCAAGUGAUCCUGGUCUCGUAUUUAAACGAGACAUCUUUGCUAAAAUGGUAUUAUGACUUCGUAGAUGUGUCCUCUAGGUGGCAAUGAUAAUCAUUUUUCUCAAUUAAUAAUAAGUGGCUAUACAUUGAAACAAUAAACAUAUUGAAACGGUUGUAAAUAACUGAAUUUGUAGGUUUUCAUUCUCGGACUUCUGGGUCAGCGGUUCGCACUGAUUUUGCAGUGUGAAAAAUUUGUUGAUUAGAUUUACUGUAUAUAGUUUUCUUUAACAUAUAUAUAUAUAUAUAUAUAUAUAUAUAUAUAUAUAUAUAUAUAUAUAUAUAUAUAUAUAUAUUCUAUCUUAGUUAUUAUUUUCUGAA
This is a messenger RNA of Erigeron canadensis, 2280 nucleotides long. RefSeq names its product phosphoinositide phosphatase SAC8. The record is from RefSeq and is a predicted model, not a curated record. Gene Ontology annotation, cellular component: endoplasmic reticulum. The coding region runs from base 145 to 1923 and encodes 592 amino acids. NCBI's taxonomy places the organism in Eukaryota, Viridiplantae, Streptophyta, Magnoliopsida, Asterales, Asteraceae. Gene Ontology annotation, molecular function: phosphatidylinositol-4-phosphate phosphatase activity. The transcript has 20 exons. Gene Ontology annotation, biological process: phosphatidylinositol dephosphorylation.